Molecule: messenger RNA, 1913 nt
Organism: Anopheles maculipalpis
Lineage: Eukaryota; Metazoa; Arthropoda; Insecta; Diptera; Culicidae
Product: MFS-type transporter SLC18B1-like
Exons: 7
Coding region: 37-1605 (522 amino acids)
Biological process (GO): transmembrane transport
Molecular function (GO): transmembrane transporter activity
Source: RefSeq, a predicted model, not a curated record
AGCUACCCACACACACACAACACACAAACAUACACAAUGGCGUUAGAUUUUACUCGCCGCCAGUGGUUGACGCUGAUGAUUAUGGGACUGGCCGACUUUUGUAAUGCGAUCUGCGUAAGCUUACAAGCACCAUUCUUCCCGAACGAGGCUGAAUCGAAAGGUGCAACGGCGACAGAGUACGGGCUCGUGUUUGGUAUCUUCGAGCUGGUGGUGUUCAUCAUCUCGCCCAUCUACGGCCAGUACAUCAACCGGAUUGGCCCGAAAGUAUUAUUCAACAGUGGCAUCUUUACCACCGGCACCUCGGCCAUCCUGUUCGGGUUGCUGGAUCGCGUGCCCGGACACGUGCCCUUCAUAACGCUCGCAUUCGUGAUACGCAUCGUGGAGGCGCUUGGAAAUGCCGCCUUUCUGACCGCUUCGUUUGCGAUUAUUGCCAAAGAGUUCCCGAACAAUGUGGCUACCACCUUUGCUUCGUUGGAGACGUGCUUCGGGCUAGGAUUGAUCGUUGGACCGAUGGUCGGUGGCGCUCUGUACACGGUCGGUGGUUACUAUUUACCGUUUGUCGUACUUGGGUCGGCUCUCUUCAUAACGGCCAUCCUGACACUGUGCAUUCUACCAAAGCAUCCAAAUGAGGAUCAACCGAGCCGCGAAAAGUCGGCAUCGCUGCUCAGCGUGCUGAAGAUACCCGGUGUCGUCGUGUGUGCGCUGGCUAUCUGUGCCACCAGUGCAUCGAUCGGUUUCUUAAGUGCGACCAUGGAACCACACCUGCGACAGUUUGACCUCAGCCCAAUACUUCUUGGUGUCGUGUUCAUCAUCAAUGGUGGAGUGUAUGCUUUAACAGCUCCCGUCUGGGGCUGGGGAGUGGACAAGUUCCUAAACCCGAAAGUCGUGUCAGCCGUAGGAUGCUUCCUGGUUGUCGGAGGGUUCUGCAUGGUUGGACCCGCGUCAUUCAUCCCACUAGAAACGAACCUUUCAUACGUCAUUACCGGACUGGUGCUACAUGGACUAGGGAUUGCGGCGGUGCUUGUUUCCAGUUUCACGGACGCUCUAAACAUCUCCAUUAAAAAAGGACUUCCGGACAACAUCGAAACAUAUGGACUCAUAUCGGGUCUUUGGACGUCAACGUUCGCGUUUGGAGCUUUCGUUGGACCGUCCGUCAGUGGGUUUCUGUUCGAUGCGAUUGGAUUCCGCGCUUCGACGGUGUUCAUUAUCGGGCUGCAGCUUGUCGUCGGCAUCAUCACCAUUCUGUUCCUCUGUUUCGAACGAUCACCAGCGCCCUACAAGGAAAUUUCCUCCGUCGAGUCACUGAUCAAGCCCACCACCAGCUCACAGGAUGGCGAUUCGCACAACGAGAGCAGUGCCAGUCGUACCAGCAGUCUUGACAUCACCUAUCGGGGUAACAAAUCGGGAUUCUCCGGCAGUCAGAGUUCGCUCAUCGGUUCCUGGCGCCCGUCGGUAAACAAUUUGCUAAUCAGCAACAGUUAUCAAAGCAAACAAGGACACUGGGCACGUUCCGUCACGGAAUUAGAGACGAACAGUGGCACACAGUACGGAACGCACUAUGGAAGCUUUGACGCUCGGCCCGGUUAUCACGAUACGAUGGCCUAAUUGGCAACAUGCGGCUGUGCAUCGUGCGUCCCAAUAUACAGGUCACCUCGCUGUCGACGUCCCCGAUGCCGGCAACAACGAUGCGUGACCUUGCGGAUCGGUAUUUUCUGCUUUCUGCCCUUCGUUUCGCUCACCCAAGCGCACUCUAUACCUGCCAAAAGACAACCAGCUUAACUAGUUGUAACUACCUCCUGCGUGUCGUAAGCGCACUCGUCCUGCGGAUGGACCAUUUUCUUACGUCGUCUCUUACGCAAUACACGGACGGCACACUAUACUCUCUUUAGUCCAGCGAUCCUGGAACACUGCUG